This is a messenger RNA of Colletotrichum karsti, 822 nucleotides long. RefSeq lists its product as uncharacterized. The coding region runs from base 1 to 822 and encodes 273 amino acids. The record is from RefSeq and is a predicted model, not a curated record. Gene Ontology annotation, molecular function: nickel cation binding; GTPase activity. NCBI's taxonomy places the organism in Eukaryota, Fungi, Ascomycota, Sordariomycetes, Glomerellales, Glomerellaceae. The transcript has 2 exons.
AUGUCUCACACGCACUCCCACGACGGCCCCGGCGGGCACUCCCACGAUGGUGGCUUCAACGCUCAAGAGCACGGCCACUCCCACGAGAUCCUCGACGGCCCGGGAAGCUAUCUCGGCCGGGAAAUGCCGAUUGUUGAGGGCAGGACCUGGGCUGACAGAGCUUUCACCAUUGGCAUUGGAGGACCCGUCGGCUCUGGCAAGACAGCCCUCAUGCUCGCCCUCUGCAACGCCCUCCGCGAAAAGUACAACAUCGCCGCCGUCACGAACGACAUUUUCACCCGCGAGGACGCCGAGUUCCUCACCCGCCACAAGGCCCUGCCCGCCCCGCGCAUCCGCGCCAUCGAAACCGGUGGCUGCCCGCACGCCGCCGUGCGCGAGGAUAUUUCUGCCAACCUCGCCGCCCUCGAGGACCUCCACCGCGAGUUUGACACCGACCUGCUGCUGAUCGAGUCCGGCGGCGACAACCUCGCCGCCAACUACUCGCGCGAGCUGGCCGACUACAUCAUCUACGUCAUCGACGUCUCGGGCGGCGACAAGAUCCCCCGCAAGGGCGGCCCGGGCAUCACGCAGAGCGACCUGCUGGUCGUGAACAAGACGGACCUGGCCGAGAUCGUGGGUGCUGAUUUGGGCGUCAUGGAGAGGGACGCGCGCAAGAUGCGCGAGGGAGGACCGACUGUGUUUGCGCAGGUUAAGAAGGAUGUUGGGGUUGAUCACAUUGUCAACCUCAUCAUCAGCGCGUGGAAGGCGAGCGGUGCGGAGGGACAGCGCAAGUCGGUUGGCGGGCCCAGGCCGACGGAGGGUCUGGACACUCUCAACGCAUAG